Molecule: messenger RNA, 1164 nt
Organism: Aspergillus tubingensis
Lineage: Eukaryota; Fungi; Ascomycota; Eurotiomycetes; Eurotiales; Aspergillaceae
Product: putative protein kinase
Exons: 4
Coding region: 1-1164 (387 amino acids)
Biological process (GO): protein phosphorylation
Molecular function (GO): ATP binding; protein kinase activity
Source: RefSeq, a predicted model, not a curated record
AUGGCAUCCCUCCUAAGACCCCUAAGAAGCCCUACCAUCCGUCGAAUACCCCCAUCAUAUAGACAACAUACAUCCCAUCACUACCUCCCCAAAGACAUCCCCAUCGAAGAAGAAACUCUCCCCCACUACAACCCCAAGCAAUACUACCCCGUCAACAUAGGCGACAUCUACCACUCCCGAUACCAAAUCAUAGGAAAACUCGGAUACGGAAGUACUUCCACGAGCUGGGUGUGUCGGGAUCUUCGAUCCAAAAACACUGAUGAUAAAGAAGACAAUGAAUACAAAGUCCUCAAAAUCUCCACUUCAAUACCAACGAAGGACUCUCAUAACCGCGAAUACAGAGUGUAUGAACAUCUCGCCAACGUAGUUGAAAAGGGAAGUUUACAUCCGGGGCAAUCGUUGAUUCGCGAGGUGUAUGAUUCUUUUGAGUUGCAAAAUGCAGCACCACUACCAGGAGUAGAAGAAGAGGGAGAAGAAGGAAAAGAAGAAGGGAGUAUACACCAAUGUCUCCUCCUCCAACCCAUGACCAUGUCCCUGCACGAUAUGCUACAACUAAACUCUAGACCGUUCGAUCUCCCGCUGUUAAAGAUGACGAUUAAGCGGAUCUUACUCGCGUUGGACUUUCUGCAUGUGGAGGCGGGGGUGGUUCAUACUGACAUAAAACCAGACAACAUCCUCCUCACCCUCCACGACCCUACCCUCCUCCUCACCUUCGCAGCCGCAGAAUCCACAUCCCCAAGCCCUAGAAAGAUAUCUGUAUCUGACCCCCCACGAACCAUCUACAAAUCUCGCCCCUUCCCCCCUCCAAAAGGAGGUAAAAACUACGGCCUCCCCACGCUCUGCGACUUCAGCGAAGCGCGCAUCGGCACUGUGCAAAAAGACACGGGACCCUUCAUCCAGCCGAGUAUUUACCAUGCGCCCGAGGUCAUCUUCGAGAUGGAUUGGGGGUGUGCUGUUGAUGUUUGGGGUGUGGCGGGUGUUAUAUGGUCCCUCUUCGAAGGCGACCACCUCUUCGGAGACGAUAACAUAUUCGACCCUAGAACAGGCCACCACGAUCCAUUCCGCCAUGUAGCGCGCAUGGUAGCGGUCAUUGGAUCACCGCCACCCGGGGAGUUUGUAUGUAGGAGUGAGACCACGACGCAGUGUUUUGAUGAGGGGCGUUAG